AUGCCAAACACUUCCGGGCUGCGCGUCGUCUGCUUCGCGUCUGCUCAGGAGUUCGUCCAUGCCGUAGAGCCGUUCGAUGAUCCCUUCAUGAAUUUCGGCUUAGGGACAGUCAUGGACACUGGCAGCCUCCCAUCAUCGACUGCCUCCAAAUAUGCUGAUGCAGGCGACUCAAACGCGGGUGGGACGGUCCACAACCCCAUGGAACGUUCCUUUGUCGCCGCAUUCGAAGGCGAGCGAUUAAUACUGACUGCAACAUACACAACGAAACCCCCUCCGUGCAUCCUUUCAUACCCUACCACGACAUCACCCUCUCCUAGCCCGCAAGACGCGGUCGCAGCCCUACUGGCAGCUUGGCCCAAUCUUCGCACAUCUCCUCCAUCGUUCACUGCCACCGCUUGCUUCGCUACCCUUGACACUCUUCGCUCUGCUGUGCAUCCCACCCCUCGCGUCGAAGAGGAUGUGGAAUACCACUACAAGAUAUGCUUUGCGGAGCCCGAGGACGCCCAGCCGCUGGUAGCCCUUGUGCUCGCGCUGUCCGCUCACUCACCGGGACCUAUGCGGCCGUCGCAUGCUAUCCUGAGCACUCUGCAGAAGGCGAUCGCUACACGAACAGUCUACGUCGUCCACACGGAUCAGCGACUCAGAGGUGAUCCUGAACCGAAUCAGCACACGAAGGAGCAUCGAGGACUGAUGGGGUUUCUGCUGCUUGAACGCAUCACACCGCCGCAUACGGUCGCCAUCCGCAACGUUUUCGUUGUGCCUGAGCACCGUAGGCGAGGCCUCGCCGAGACACUGGUGAGGGCAGUGACACAGGCUUGUCUUGGUCUCCCGGUUGAGAGUGCGCAAGGGCCGGCGAAUGUUGAGGUUGAAGUUGGUACGCCAGGAUAG
This is a messenger RNA of Rhodofomes roseus, 888 nucleotides long. RefSeq lists its product as uncharacterized. The transcript is spliced from 3 exons. Gene Ontology annotation, molecular function: acyltransferase activity, transferring groups other than amino-acyl groups. Bases 1 to 888 code for a protein of 295 amino acids. NCBI's taxonomy places the organism in Eukaryota, Fungi, Basidiomycota, Agaricomycetes, Polyporales, Fomitopsidaceae. The record is from RefSeq and is a predicted model, not a curated record.